Messenger RNA from Vigna radiata var. radiata (mung bean), 1462 nucleotides. RefSeq names its product glyceraldehyde-3-phosphate dehydrogenase, cytosolic. Lineage: Eukaryota; Viridiplantae; Streptophyta; Magnoliopsida; Fabales; Fabaceae. Gene Ontology annotation, molecular function: oxidoreductase activity, acting on the aldehyde or oxo group of donors, NAD or NADP as acceptor; NADP binding; NAD binding. The record is from RefSeq and is a predicted model, not a curated record. Gene Ontology annotation, biological process: glucose metabolic process. The transcript has 11 exons. The coding region runs from base 145 to 1158 and encodes 337 amino acids.
CUUACACGUAUUAGGCUUCACAUAAUAAUGAUCAUUAGAUUAUAUGUAUAUAUAGAGAGAACUAUGAACAUGUUUUUGCAUUGUCACUUUCUUCUUAAUACACUCUUUUCAUCUGUUUGUGUUAGCUAAACUAGAAGAGAGAUCAUGGCUCAAAAGGUCAAGAUUGGCAUCAAUGGAUUUGGAAGAAUUGGUCGUUUGGUUGCUAGGGUUGCAAUGCAAAGAGAUGAUGUUGAGCUUGUUGCUGUUAAUGAUCCUUUCAUCUCAAUUGAUUAUAUGACUUACAUGUUCAAAUAUGAUACUGUUCAUGGCCAAUUCAAGAACUGUGACGUUAAGACCAAGGAUGAUAAAACCCUUCUCUUUGGUAGUAGCUCAGUUUCUGUCUAUGGUUUCAGGAACCCAGAGGAAAUUCCAUGGGGUGAGGCUGGAGCUGAUUAUGUUGUUGAAUCCACUGGAGUUUUCACUGAUAAAGACAAGGCUUCUGCCCACUUGAAGGGAGGUGUAAAGAAGGUUAUAAUUUCUGCACCAAGCAAGGAUGCUCCUAUGUUUGUUGUUGGAGUCAAUGAAAAAGAAUACAAGUCUGAUAUUGCUGUUGUUUCUAAUGCUAGUUGUACCACCAACUGUCUUGCUCCACUUGCAAAGGUUAUUCAUGAAAAAUUUGGAAUUGUUGAGGGUCUCAUGAGCACUGUUCAUUCCAUGACUGCCACUCAAAAGACUGUUGAUGGACCAUCCAUGAAGGAUUGGAGAGGUGGUAGAGCNGCUUCCUGCAACAUUAUUCCUAGCAGUACUGGGGCUGCUAAGGCUGUUGCUAAGGUGCUUCCAGCCCUUAACAACAAGUUGACAGGAAUGGCUUUCAGAGUUCCAACUGUAGAUGUUUCAGUGGUUGACCUCACUGUUAGGCUUGAGAAAGGAGCUAGUUAUGAUGAGAUUAAAGCUGCUGUGAAGGAAGCAUCUGAGGGAAGUAUGAAGGGAAUCCUUGGUUACACAGAGGAUGAUGUUGUGUCUACUGAUUUUGUUGGUGACAACAGGUCAAGCAUUUUUGAUGCAAAGGCUGGAAUUUCAUUGAACAACAACUUUGUGAAACUUGUCUCUUGGUAUGAUAAUGAAUGGGGCUACAGCACACGUGUUGUUGAUUUGAUUCGACACAUGGCCUCAGUGUAAUGAUACACGGAACUUGGUCCAAACCUCAACCUUUUGCAGCAUGAAAUAAAAUGAAUAAAAUGAUAUCAACGAGCUACGAGGAGUUUGGUUCUUCAUUCGGCUGAUUUUUCUAUUAUAAGUAGUAGUGUUUGAAAUAUGUGACAAAAGUUCAAGUGAUUGUUGUCUAUUGCUUAGAACAACCUCAACUUCAGAAUAUUGUUGCCAAAGAUAGUUUUAAUUAGUAAUUUCCAAGUUAAGUUUUCUUUGGCAUUAAAAUUCUAGAGAAAUUUUGUAGUUUAAAUCUAUAUUAAUAAUAUCAAGAUUU